Gasterosteus aculeatus aculeatus (three-spined stickleback) is the source of this 1775-nucleotide messenger RNA. It is a transcript of the gene pimreg, whose product is annotated as PICALM interacting mitotic regulator. NCBI's taxonomy places the organism in Eukaryota, Metazoa, Chordata, Actinopteri, Perciformes, Gasterosteidae. The record is from RefSeq and is a predicted model, not a curated record.
CUUUGCGUGAGGGGCGUGGUGACGCGUAAUGCCUGCGUGCGGUCUGCGGUCCACCGCCAAAUUCAAACAGGGAGAAAGGAACAGCAGGAGCAGGCAGGUAGGUCAACACUGGAAUCUUCCAUGAUGGAUGGACUAGGUAAAGCUGUGGUGGGAGUGUGGCGAGCGCACACCACCCUGGAUGAGUCUGACGGUGCGGAGAGCUCCCCAGAAGCCCCCGACCGCUUCCGCAAGCUUCGCUCGUCAUCUUCACUCAACUCUCUGCGAAUGUCCUUGCGCAAGCGGCUCCCGCUGCGCUCCGUCCAGGCCAACUCCUUCCCGGAAAACCCAACUUCGGAAACCCAGAAGGAGCAGCCGAAGCCCAACGCGGUCCGCAAACUUACACGCAGUGCUCGGAACUCCAUCACUGAAGUAUAUCAGAGACUGCAGCGGACAAGAGAGUUUGCACGCGAGGAGUGUUUGGUAGCGACCCCCGGUGGGACAUGCGACGAGGAGGAAGCGGCAGCAUCGACUUCCCGCACCCCAAGACGCACGCCCGGACGGGGUGCGACACCCAGACGUACCCCCCGAUCGGCUGCCACGCCUGCACGUACCCCUGGCUCCAGAGGAAGAAGGACUCCCGAGGCCGGCGUACGCGGGGUGAAAAGGGAAGGAGGCCGGCGGCAGCUGGUCCGCAUGGCUGCUUUACAAAGUCCCUUUGCGUCCCCCAACACACAGAACCAGAGGAAAAGGUUUGACAGUGAUUUGGAGUCGGUGUCCAGUGGGAUCAGGAGGCUGAAACAUCUGUCCAAGGCCUUUGACAACAUAGUUGGCAGAGACAACAGUACACAGGGACGUUCUGGAGGCGCCCUGAUGAGAAAGUUGGAUCCCAGCGGUAAACUCUGUCGCUCCAACCUCACGCGUCGAGCCUCCAACCUCUCGAACACACUCGGAAGUUGGAGCAGCACUAUUCUCAAACCCAACUGAGCUGCACGUGUGUAUGUAAAACACACCGGACCUCUUUUUUUGUAGCCAUGUUUCACAUUUAUCUUUCUUGAGGUGUACGUUGUUGGUGUGAGACUGGGAGACCGUUACGUGGCAGCUUGUCUGUCUUUUUUUAAUGUUAAAGUAAUUAUUGUCUGUUUACAUGUCUCCGGUUAGCUGGUUGUGGUCCAAACAUCCUCAUCGUAGCUACCAAAGGGAUUUCUGUGUUGUCUGUCGUCACAGCUGCUGCAGCCACGCGUCUGCGCUACAUUUUCAAGUACAGAUUUACAUUUCUUUAUUUGUAUUGUCACUCUUUUCUCAGAAACCAGUUUUUACAAUUAUCUUUAUAAGAAAAAACAUUGUACUCCAGAACUAACACUAAAUUGACAAAUGGAAUAUGCAUUUUCCUGUACUUCAUAUGUAUGCAAUAAUGUUACUAAAUUGUGUUAUUCCUUUCUUAUAAUGUGAAGAUUAUUUUGUUUUUUUACACAAUAGCGAUGGUAGUAUUUGAGUCAAGUUGUUUCCUAUUUUCCUUGAGGCGGUGUUUAAUGGCCUGUGAGUGACCCAUGCAUCAAUACCAUUCACGUAAAUCAAUUGAUAAAGUAAUGGGGGAAGCUGUAAUGACCUGUUCCCCUGCGUCAACGAUGAUGAUAAUGUCAUAAAGCCAUAUUCAGCAAGUUAUUAAUGCUGUGACUGUCAAAGAAAUGCUCCCAAAUUAAGCAAAGCCUUGCCGUUCCUAUGUAUUAGUACUGCAUUUUAAGAGAAAGGAGGAAAAGAAUCAAACAAUAAAGCCUGUAAGCUUCAGUGAUCUGGAA